Messenger RNA from Pecten maximus, 3943 nucleotides. RefSeq names its product ganglioside GM2 activator-like. The record is from RefSeq and is a predicted model, not a curated record. NCBI's taxonomy places the organism in Eukaryota, Metazoa, Mollusca, Bivalvia, Pectinida, Pectinidae. Gene Ontology annotation, cellular component: cytoplasmic side of plasma membrane. Gene Ontology annotation, molecular function: enzyme activator activity; lipid carrier activity. The coding region runs from base 329 to 997 and encodes 222 amino acids. Gene Ontology annotation, biological process: ganglioside catabolic process; lipid transport. The transcript has 4 exons.
UGACGUCACAUUCACAAGUUUCGCCGUGUGCGGUCUCAGAGAGAUUUAGAAUGUUGCUAAACAUUUGUUCAAUGGGGGACUCCCAGUUCUGUAUAGACCCCAGGCAAGGGGAACUGUCAAUGUAGAACGAUCUGUAGGGGUUCGAUGGCAAGUUUAAAACUGCGUAUGCAUACCUGCGGAAAUGUAUCAACUGUACCUGCCAAAAUAUGCACAUAAUUAAUUGGAGAUAUUUAGCAGUGUUCUAUCUAUAUAAGGUUUUCAUAUCCUCAGCUACUUAACAAUAUAGAUGGAGCUCAUCCACUUAACGGAUUGCAAAGGAACUUUGUGAAUGGAUUUUGUUGAUAUAAUUUUAGGCUCUUACAAAAUGAUAUUACUUUAUAAUAAUAUUAUGAAGAAGCGAUUUCUUCCACUAGCUUUAAUUUUGAUAGCUGGGACAUCUGUUUGCGUCGCCAGAAGAAAAAGAGAAAAACCUGAGUUACGUUUCACAGAUUGUGGUAAAAAUCCUCAUCGGCCGAUUUUUUUCUACGAUUUCAAGGCCAACCCCAUCCCUAUCAUUACUCCGGGGACAUUGUACGUCAGUAUGGCGGGAAAUAUCUCACACGACCUCCCGCGGAGGAUUUCUAUAAAACUGGAAGUUAAAAAGUACUUUAUUGGAAUUGCCUUUCUAGUGCCUUGCUUUGAUAGCAACAUAGGUUCAUGUACCUACGAUAAUAUUUGUGCGAACUUAGAGACUUUUGAAAGAAGACAGCGUUGUCCAAAGCGGUUACGUAAUUUCAAUAUUCAGUGUCAUUGUCCAUUCCAAGCCGGCGAGUUUACAUUUAAAGACCUGGCACUAAAUAUUCCCAAAAUAGGCGGAUUUGCUGGAGCCUUUGUCAAAGUAAGAGGUGACUAUGAAGUAGUGUUCAAAGUUUUGGAUGAAAACACUGAAGAACUUGGCUGCCUAAAUCUUCGGUUUACCAUCAAGCGCCGACAUAAAGGGUGGCUCUUCAAGAUCUAGCAGGACAUGACAAGUCUAAUGCAAUAGUGAAACUCAUUCAGUACCUGCAUUAUUCUCAUUUUUGCAUUUCUUUAUUAUCAUCAGCACCAGCUGUAAUAUCAUCGCGACCGGAUAUGACGCAACCUUAUGAUAUUUCCGGUAUAUAAUAUGAUGAUUAAUGUUCAACUGUAGUGAACGUGUGGGCAAUAUUCCAGAAAGUUUGGAAUGAAAAGCCUGCUUUUACUUGGAUUCAGAAAUAUUCAUUCGUGUAUUGUAAAACGAAAUAUAUUGCUAAUUGGUUACUACAGGCAACCAACGAUUCAUUUCCAGACAAGCAGUGGGAAAAGAUCGCAUGAAGAUCCUGGAGCCCAAUAGACAGUUACUUCAAUAAAAAGUUAUUUUCAUUACAGUGUAAGUCCCCUACCUCCGAGACCGUUCCAAGCGGUAUGAUGAAUGGAAGUGACAUAUCUGUUCAAAAUGGCAAUAUACUGUUCUGUGUGACUGCACAUGCUAAAUAACAAAUGCAUCUGAUUGGACAGAACCUACGGGAUCCGAUUGAUUCUUCACAGGAAGUGUACCGAGUGGUAUUGAUAAAAAUCUUCGUGAUUUGAUUGGCUCUUAGUAACUUGAGGAAGAAAUGGCAAUAUACAUUACCGGAUUGACUGUCCGUAUGUUUUGAUGACGUCACAACCUCAUUCCUAAGUUGGUAUUCGUCUAGUAUUUAUUAUUUGUAGUUCGUGUGUAAACACUAUACCAUACUUAGACAAUAAUUCUAAUUAUAGUGAAAUCCAGUGAUACGAAGUGUAUAUAAAAUGUAAUAUGCUGUAAUUGUAGCAAUACUGAAUACUACAUUUGUCUGCUUUUGUAAAGUUCGUUAACAAAAUAUUUCGGAGAUGCAUGCAUGUUAUGACAAUGAACUUUACAAGUGAAUACGUGCAUUUAGUUAUUUGCGUUGCAAUGAUUGCUAUGCUUCGACGUAUACAGCAAUGUCAUAUGCGGAGUUCCUCCUCUAUAGACAAUAAAUCGAUUGAUGUAAAUAUCAUUUCAAGAAAAAGUUCAGAAAUAUGACUGGCAAUAUCAAGCGAAAAUUUCAUUUGACAUUAAAUGAAGUUUAAAAUAAGAGGAAAUCAAAUUGAAAAUGAUCUUCGUGAAAAACGUUUUGACAACAGGAAACUUUAUACCUGUCCAGAUCCACCGUUUUCGUUUUAAGUGUCAUUUUUCAUCAUAAACUAUUUUUAAUAUUUUCAAUCAACAGUACUAAUCCUAAGGUACGUAUUGUUGUAUCUAGCUGUAACAUGAACCAUUUGAAGAGUUGUACAGGGAAAAUCAAUUUAAGAUAUAUAAUCAUUCUAAUCUUCUAAUUAUAUCAUCAAACGGGGCAUGUUUUAAAGGUACAUUAGUAAAGGGAGUUAACACCAGAUCAGCAUACGUGUUAUAAGGUAUCAUACACCUUUAACUCUAAUGUAAAGAUAGAAAACGAUGUUACAGUGCGCUUUACUAUAGCUGGUGCUCCAAUCAUAAAUUGAUUAUUUUGCUUGUCAAAAAUGUUUUACUAUCAUGGUUAAUAUAAACGAUUAUCCUAAUAGCACAGAGGAUAAGGAACUGCUGUAUCCUACUGAGACAGCUGAGGAGAAAUUCCGUUCGGCUCAUUCUUUUUUAGCAUUGCUAUCAAGAUAGGGGAUCUGGGUUCGAUCUCUAGCGGAUGCAUUGAAAUAAUUAAUGACCUCUGUUACAUGGCGCCCAUCCUGGUACAAAACUCAGUGAAACAAACUUUUACAUAAAAUUUGAACUAAAAUGAUAGUUUGAUUAAAUAUUGGACAGCUUGAAAAUUAAAUUCGUUAAAAUAAGUUUCAUGAACAUUGAAAUAUCCAGUAGAAUAUGACUUCUCCAUUUCGAGAGUUAUAUUCCAGUUUUCUGAAAGUGUCGAACGAACAUUGAGUUACGAUUAAUUGGUGGUCGAGUUAAAUGGUUUAACGAACUAAAGUCGAAACGGAGCAUAGCAGUUUAUUAUUGUUUAUUUAGCUUUAAUUUUCACAUUAAACUGUUUUGAAGUGAUCAACUAUUUAGCCAUUUUGAGGUAAAACAAACAUAGCACUUACAGAACUGUUCUAGUUUUGUCCAUGACGACAUAAUAUUUAUGUACAUCAUAAGUGAAAUGGUCCAGGUAGUUAAUUGUAUUACCGUGAGGUGUUUGUCCGGGUUGGCUGUAUUUCCAUUCUGUGGAAUGUGUCCGAGUUCGUUAUAUUACCAUACUCUGGUAGUGCUAGAGCUCCUUGUGCACAACCCUUCUGUAAAGUAUGUCCGAUUUUGUUGUACUGCAAUACCGUAGGUCCAGUAUAUGUCCAAGUCUGUAGUAUUACCAUAUUGUUAUAAGCAAGUCUGAGUGUUGGUCCGAGAUUGCUGUACUAAUGUGUUGAAGUAUGUUUGUAUGAUUUUGUUGCACUCCCAUAUUGUGGUAUGUAUAAUGUGCCCGAGUUUGUGGUACUACAUUUUGUUUGUCCGAGUUCGUUUUACUACUAUAUAGUAGUACUAUAUAUAUAUGUGUCCGAGUUUGUUGUACAACUAUAUUUUAGUAUGUCCGAGUUUGUUGUACUACUAUAUUGUAGUAUGUCCGAGUUUGUUGUACUACUAUAUUGUAAUAUGCCCGAGUUUGUUGUACUACUAUAUUGUAGUAUGUCCGAGUUUGUUGAACAACUAUAUUGUAGUAUGUCCGAGUUUGUUGUACUACUAAAUAGUAGUAUGUCCGAGUUUGUUGUACUACUAUAUUGUAGUAUGUCAGAGUUUGUUGUACUACUUUAGUGUAGUAGGUAUGUCCGAGUUUGUUGUACUUUCAUACUGUAAUAUAAAUCUGCUGUUUCACUACAUGUAGUAUAAAUUGACCAUAGAAACUAUUGUUUUUGUGAUACUGUUACUGUAUAUUGUAGAAUAUAUGAAUAUGUUUAUUUGAACAUUAAAAUCUAAAACAUA